AUGGAUCAUUUAAAACAAACAGAGAAUUCAAUUCUCAAUACCGAUCAUCAUCAUCAUAAUAAUAAUAGCAGCACCGAUGAUAUGGAUUCUAAAAAUAAACCCCUAAAAAGAGAAGAAAAACAAGAACAAAAUAGUUGUCAAGAUGGAGAUUCAAAACUAUUAAAUUUAAAUCAUGGUCAUUUUAAAUCUUUUACAAAAAUUGAUAAAAUAAAAACUUAUCAAUUAUGGUUUAAUUCAUUAAAUUGUUUAAAUACACAACAAAAAUUAUAUCAUUUAUAUAAAACGAAUUGUUUCAUCAAAAAUUAUUGUCAAAAUGUGGAACAUUUAAAAAUGAAUGAAAAUGAUUCAUUGAAAAGUAACAAUAUUGUAAAUAAUAAUACAAUCACUGCUAAUACUACUCAUAAUAGUAAUGAUAGUAGUAAUGAUAGUGCGACUAAUAAUAAUAAUCAUAAUCAUACUGUUAAUAGUGAUAAUAUGAGUGAUACAAGUAAUAUUCAUAAUUUAUCGAUACCUUCAAAUUCUGCCUUAGAUGCUUUAAUUCAUAUGACCACGUCUACAAUGCAACAGUUAAAACAUGAUGGUGAUUUCUCAGGUUAUCAUUUAAAUUAA
Schistosoma curassoni is the source of this 609-nucleotide messenger RNA. The record is from the annotation of a GenBank genome assembly. Lineage: Eukaryota; Metazoa; Platyhelminthes; Trematoda; Strigeidida; Schistosomatidae.